Molecule: messenger RNA, 619 nt
Organism: Nasonia vitripennis (jewel wasp)
Lineage: Eukaryota; Metazoa; Arthropoda; Insecta; Hymenoptera; Pteromalidae
Gene: l(2)37Cg
Product: probable DNA-directed RNA polymerases I and III subunit RPAC2
Exons: 3
Coding region: 183-506 (107 amino acids)
Biological process (GO): DNA-templated transcription
Cellular component (GO): RNA polymerase III complex; RNA polymerase I complex
Molecular function (GO): DNA binding; DNA-directed RNA polymerase activity; protein dimerization activity
Source: RefSeq, a predicted model, not a curated record
UCAGUGGUGCCAUCGUGUAAAUAUAUUUUGACAUACCGCAGUCGCACGUGUAUUAUUCUUUUCCGACGCUAUAGUAAAUAAAUGGAGGAUUGAUUAGCUCAUGGGAACAAUUCACUGCGAUAAAGUUGCUGCCAAAAGUAAUUACGCUGACAAUCAAACAUCAAAACUACCCAAUUGCCGUCAUGGGUCGCCUAGCUGAGCUUGCCGGAGAUAAUGACAGUGGUGAAAAAUCAAGAACUUUUGUAUUUCAAGAUGAAGGACAUACUUUAGGAAAUGUUCUACGAUCUAUCGUUGCUCAUUAUCCUGAUGUAGAAUUUUGUGGAUAUACUGUACCUCAUCCAGCAGAAGCUAAAAUGCACUUCAGAAUCCAAGCUAAGAAGGGAAGAGCAGUUGAUAUUUUACGCAGAGGGCUGGAAGAUUUGUCCAAAGUUUGCGAUCAUACCAUAAAGACUUUUGAAAAAGCAAUGGAUGAGCAUAAGAAUGUAAACGGGAUGGAUACUAGUUAAUAAAUAGAGCAUUAUAUUAAAAUUUAAGAUAACUGUUUGAUUUUUAUAUUUCUACAUAAAAUGUAUCAUAAAGACUGUAUAUAUUUUAAAAUAUAAUCCAAUUUUUUAAAAAA